AUGACUCGCCCAUCAACCUGCUGCGGCCGCUCAGAAACCGGCUGCGUCUGCGCAGCACAGGCCAAAUGCGAGUGCGGAAAGACACAGGCUGGUGCUUGUGACUGCGGCAAAGCUGCGCAGGAGAUUUCUGGUCCGAGAUGCUCAUGCCGAAUGCGGCCUGCUGGGCAAUGUACCUGCGAGCGGUCGGUCGCAGAGAACAAAGCUGUGACUGGAGAUUCUUGUUCUUGUGGACAGAGACCGGCUGAAUCCUGCACUUGCGAAAAGCGUCAAAAGGUGGAUGCUGCUGCUCAAGAAGGGAUGGAGACGGAUUUUACUACUGCGAGAUAA
This is a messenger RNA of Talaromyces rugulosus, 327 nucleotides long. RefSeq lists its product as uncharacterized. The transcript is spliced from 3 exons. NCBI's taxonomy places the organism in Eukaryota, Fungi, Ascomycota, Eurotiomycetes, Eurotiales, Trichocomaceae. The record is from RefSeq and is a predicted model, not a curated record. Bases 1 to 327 code for a protein of 108 amino acids.